GUGGGGGGGUAAAUCGGGCUUGUUACCCCCCCACUUCUCUGCUUGAUUGCUCUGGGAGUCUUCUGUCCGCCCCGACCCCUCCCAACUAAGCAGAUGUCUACGACGAAUCGUCUCGAUGUUUGAAGAGGUUCAGCAGCACAUCACCGCCGCGGAGGUAAAUGAAGCGUCAGAUCUCAAGAGGAUCGGGCAGCAGCGACUCCGCGAUAUCUCCGGUACAGUCCCUACAUGCUUUACCUUCAACGUACCACUGUCUUCACCAGAGUACGACGCCUCAGUAACGAUUGAGGUCAAACCAAUCGUUCGUGAGAACUCUCUUCAUCCUUUGUACGAUAUCUUGAUCCACUGCGAAGCAAGUUCUUCUAGUGAUCAUGUCGAUGAACUCGCCAAGAAAGUCCAAGAAGUUUACGACACCUACAUUCAAGCUGUCCGGUGGAAAUUUGACCGGCAUUGCUUCGAGGCAAAUCCAAGUCGUCGACGGUGCACAGAAUGCCCGUCCCUGGCGUCGGAGGGCAGUACGAUGCGUCAAACAUUGCAACAGGAGCCCGUCUGCUCUCCUGGUUCCCAGAGCACCGAACCUACGCAGUUCUCCUCGCUUACGCCAUUGCUCGUACCUACAACCCCAUCAACCAGCGGAAAACGAGGCCCACCCUCCAUUGUAGCUGAGGAUUCGAGACCCGUCAAACGACCAAAGGCAAGGCAGACGGUCGAUGAAGUCAGCCGCGGCCUAAUCUCUACGAUUUCUAAAGGCUUGAAGAUGGUUCAGAAGAAAGACAUGUUUGCCUUUGACCAAUCGAAUAUGCAGCACAUCUUUUCCAAGUGCUUGCAAGCAAAUUUGUCCGGUCUUCUGCUCGACAAGUUCCUGCUCACGCUCGCCAGCGAGUUCAGGAAAAGAAUGAGACACAGCAAACAUGGAGCCAGACUCGCGAUGUGGUCUGAUUGGUACUUCUCUGCUUGCCUACAAUACGCCCGCUGCCGGACAGGCAUCAAGGAGAGGAACCACGACCAAGAUCGUUCAUCCAAUGCGGUUUAUGUGCUUCAUUCCAUCGUUAACAAUCUGUUGUUCUCUGAUGGCAUAAGUGCUCUCUCCGUGAUUGCUGCCGUUGCAGCAUGUGGGCAAGUUCUGUCGGCAGCAGCACAUAGAACUGCCCAAGAACAGGAGUUGAUCAUUGAAACCGUGACAGAAGCGCUACGGCGGCGCCUCCACCAUCCAGAAUGGUACGCGGUCCCUGUCCCGAUGGUUUGGAUAUCUGCGAAUGGCCUGGUCUGCGAUGGAAGUUUCUGGGCAUCUUGCGUUGCCUGAAGCUCCAGGACUGCGAAAUUCGGCAAGCCUAAAGUUUGACAUGCAUCCACGGUACUGGUGCUCGAGUGAGUGGAGGACUGCGGAAUUGAAAAGGUCCACUUACCUAAUUUUCAUAAUCAAGGACCUCCAAAAGCGUUGGGCAGCUUUCGAAGUUGAAAGAGCGCCACAUCUCAAUCUGCUACGCCGCUUACUGUGUUCAAUCGAGCAUCUUGACGUCGGCUCGGACGCCCGGCUUUCGCAAUUGCACAACGCGAUCGGUUGUAUUGAGACAGGCAAUUUGGAUCAGGCAUUGGAAUUUCUGACACUGGAUGCGCUACACUCCCAGGGGGCCUCACGCCUUACAGGGGUCGGAUCAUUGACAGCCACAGAGAAGACCACCAUGAUUAGGAGGUCAAUUUCCCUACUCUCAUCUCGGUUUUCAGAGCUUGUGCGCGACUGGCUAGGUGCAAAACACGUGGUCAUCACCGAGAAUCCUAGGGAUAUGGCGGAAUGUGGCUGGGGAAGGGAUCCAAGCUGGUCUGCUCAGAUGUUUCUGACUGACGUCUCGGACCUGAUCGUUUCUGGGGACAGUAUAACCUUUGAAUCUUUCUUAGAUAAUCUAUGACUUGGGAAUACCUCACCCAUCUCCUGCUUCAUGUGCAUCGUGCUUGUGCCCAAACAAAACCAUACAUAUGCCUUCACUU
This is a messenger RNA of Verticillium dahliae VdLs.17, 1983 nucleotides long. RefSeq lists its product as uncharacterized. Lineage: Eukaryota; Fungi; Ascomycota; Sordariomycetes; Glomerellales; Plectosphaerellaceae. The transcript has 3 exons. The record is from RefSeq and is a predicted model, not a curated record. Bases 116 to 1300 code for a protein of 394 amino acids.